AUGACUCAGCUGGCCGACACCUUGCUGUCACAUCCCUUGCCGCGCAGCGAUGAUGGCAAGCUUGCCGUUCGCACCCCAUCGGAGAGCCCCAGCCGCAGCCGCAGCCCGGCCAAGUCUGAAAAGCAGACACUCCCAAUUAGGAGCCGGGACAGCCGCCGGAUCGAUAGCAAUUCACCUGGAUGGUCUGAUUCGGAGAUCCGCCCUGUUCGAUCACUGUCGGCCCCGUCACUGAUCUGGCAUGGCCAUCAUCCACACGAUUCGCACCAGCCAGAAAACCCUCGCCGAUUCCCGUCAGCUCCGCCACAGAAGCGCGAGACAAAGAGCUCUGGCGAGAUGGUUGAUUUCCAGCCGCUCAGUGCGACUGCCAGGAAUCACCUUGGACGGAUUCUGCAGGGUCAAUUUGGGAUGCAGGAGGAUGGACUGGACGAGCCAGUGCCGUCAUCGCCUGUGGGAAGGAGAAAGGUCAGGGAACCGGUGGAGUUGGCAGAGCUUUCAAAGAAGAAGGAUUUCAUUCAUCGACUCGUGGAAAACCAAUGUUUCGUGGGUGGCUUCAUGGUGCUUACGCUGUUCGCUCUCUUUGUGCCGGAUCUUGAUUUGCUUCUGGGCACAGUGGAGACCCAGCAGCUCCUAAGUGUAGUGAUGACAGUUGCUUGCUUCCUCUUCCUCGUUGAGAUCGUUGUGCAGUGCUUCGGGAAGAAGGGGUAUGUUUUUGGUGCAUACUUCUGGCUCGAUGUGAUCGCCUUGAUCUCACUGCUGCCGGACACAUGGCUCUUCAAAGCCGUGUUUGAGUCCAACCAGGCCUUUGUUGCUGGCCGGUCCUCGCGUCUGGCGAGGCUGCUGCGCGUUGCCUCACGUUCCUCGAAGGCGACGAGACUGAAUCGGCUGACCCGCAUCGUCCGUGUGGCCGCUCUGAUGCCAAGGCUUGGCAAAGUCUGUUCCAAGCGCGCCAAAACCAACGACACAAAUCGUGUCCUCGACAAGAAGUUGAGACGCGUCUUCAACUUUUUGGACAGUGAUAUGGAUGGGCUCGUCUCACGUGUCGCGGUGCCGAGCGUUGUGGCCGAGCUCAAGGCAGGAGAUGCAUCCGACGAGCAGGUCGCCCUUGUGAACCUCAUGAAGUCCAAGGUUGCGAGCACGCUUGGUGCCAUGAGACGUCUGGGCACGAAGGCUGCGAACCGGUCAGAGCACGUUUCCGAGGGUGCCAGGUCGAAAGCAUCGCAGCGGCUGGAGUUUGACUUCGAGCCAGAAUCGCCGAACCCAUCGCAAGCUACUUCCGGACCAGGUCCACUGGAUGCGCUUCCAACGCCCUGUUGCAGCGAGAAUCAGAGCAUUCCGCCCAAGCCGGAAAGUAGCCAUGCCAGCCCUCGUCGGCGGUCGCCUCUCAGCCGGGCGCACACAGUGCAGGCCAGGAUGAAGGUGAGUCUGGCAACGAGCACGGCAUCCCAGCUAACGAAGCAAACACCGGAUGAGGAGGAAGAGGAAAUGGGGCUUGUUGAUUUCCAAGCGUUCAAAGAACUGAUGUUGGAAGACAAAUGGGUGGAAGAGAAGCUCCGCCGCUCCUGCGAGCAGCAGCUUAAGCAGGCGAGCAACAUGAAGAACCUUACCUCACGGCACGCAGAAUAUGUGGCCGUCCAGGUGGCGCUGGGUGUUCUGGCGCUUCUCUUCGUGCUCAACAUCAUCGAACCCACGGUUACCAACAACUCGGCACUUCGUGGCCUGGGUUUUUGCGACAAGUUGGUUCGACAAGAGUUUCCCGACAUCACGGACUAUGCUGAAGUGCCUGAACUUGUCAAAGAACAGGUUGAGGUGUGGCUUCAUGCGAUGGAGAAGAGCAUCGGCACAAGAUCGCUGCUCUAUCUAGAUUUGGACAAGAAGGUGUACUGCGAUGAGAUCUCCUCAGGUGACUCUUGCUCUUCCGUUCAGUCCUUCAAAGGGCCUCGGCGUGUUCUGAACGACUUGGACGACGAAGUGAGGAACACCGGAAUCAGGCAAGUGGAUCUGGUGCUUCUUCGCUUUCCAGACUUCUCUGAUAGUGAGGUCUCUGCAGAAGAGUUAGAGCUUCGGACAACUGCCAUUGCGGUGAUAUUUGACCGUGCCAGAACGUCGACAGAGGCGUGGAUGUCGCUGCUGACUACAGCCUCAGUCAUUGUCAUCAUCCUCGCCGGAAUUGUCCUGCUGACCAGGGAUUUGACUUUCCUCUCCCACCAUCUGCUGAGGCCUUUGCGUGAUCUUGCCGAUGACAUGGAAAGCAUCGCGCAGUUCGCCGGUGUUGGAAGUGAGGAAGAGGCUGGGGGGGAGCCCGAGACUAGCGAGGUGCUUCUCAUCAGGAGGACUUUCGACAAUAUGAAGAAAGCUGUUCGGUCGUGGGGCAAGUACGUUCCGCUGCCGGUUGUGCAGCUGCUUCUCAGAGAUGGCGAGGAGGCCAAGCUCGAGGUCAGGGAACGAAAGGUAACCAUGUUCUUCUCUGACAUCGCGAACUUCACAACGAUAGUGGAGAGCAUCGAGCCGGCUGCCUGCCUGGUUCUUCUCAGCCGCUACUUCAAUGACAUGUCCAAGGUCAUCGACGAUCACAGCGGUGUUGUGCUGGAAUUCAUCGGUGAUGCGAUCCAGUGUAUCUAUGGUGCACCUCUAGAAAACGAGCGCCAUCCCACCUUGGCGGUGGAGGCCGGCAGGAACGAGUGA
Molecule: messenger RNA, 2682 nt
Organism: Symbiodinium sp. CCMP2456
Lineage: Eukaryota; Dinophyceae; Suessiales; Symbiodiniaceae
Source: the annotation of a GenBank genome assembly